AUGGCGACGUUAGAGGAGAAGACUAACUACAUUAUACACUAUCAAAAUUUGAAACAAGUGAUUGCGAACGGGCUGAUUUUGAAAAAGGUAAAAUAUUUUUAUGUUUUUGUUUAUUUUAUUUAUUUAUUUAUUAUAUUUUUUGUAUUAUUUAUUUUACAGGUACACAGAGUAAUGCAGUUCAAUCAGUCCCCGUGGCUGAAAAUAUAUAUUGAUUUGAAUACCAAGAUAAGGAAGAAGACAACUAAUGAAUUUGAGAAAAAACUUUUAUAA
Cinara cedri is the source of this 270-nucleotide messenger RNA. Lineage: Eukaryota; Metazoa; Arthropoda; Insecta; Hemiptera; Aphididae. The record is from the annotation of a GenBank genome assembly.